This is a messenger RNA of Scomber scombrus (Atlantic mackerel), 4143 nucleotides long. Its product is annotated as protein mono-ADP-ribosyltransferase PARP14-like. Bases 73 to 4041 code for a protein of 1322 amino acids. NCBI's taxonomy places the organism in Eukaryota, Metazoa, Chordata, Actinopteri, Scombriformes, Scombridae. The record is from RefSeq and is a predicted model, not a curated record. The transcript is spliced from 7 exons. Gene Ontology annotation, molecular function: GTP binding.
GGUCUGGACACUGCGCUCCUCUAACUGGAUACCGUAAAUGUUUAGUUUUACCCAUCUUUUCACAAGAGGACGAUGGGUGAUUUGAACAAAUUUCCCGUUUUCUUCGACUGCCGCAGCUUGCCCCCAGAGCAGGAAAAGAAGAUAGAGAAGUAUUUCCGUAUUCACCGCAAAUCAGGUGGAGGUGACUGCGGAUCACUGAUAAGAGUGAAUGAUGAAGUUUACAGGAUAGCUUUUAAAUAUCAGAAAGACCAGCACGCAGUUCUGCAGAGGUCCCAGCAUUCAGUGGAGCUUGGAGAUGGUCCACUGGUGUUUACUGUCCGAGGCAGCCUGGAACCUCUCUCCUCCUCUCCCAAAUCCACCUCAACUCCAAGCCAGAACUUCACAACUCCAGCUCAGAGCCAUCAGCCCAUUCCUGGCUCAACUCCUCCAUCAAGUGGUGAAGAAUAUGAACUACAUUUUGAUGCUUAUCUCCUUCGCUACCUAAAGGAAAGUCCCAAGGCUCGGAGAGAACUAGAGGAAACACUUGCUUCUGUGGCAUGCUCUGCUCAGCUUUAUCCAGAAGACGGGAGGGUUUUAGUGAGGAGAUUAACCCAGCCUGGUGCUGUAAAAGGAGAUGGAGUCAAAAAGUGGGAAGAUGAGGUGGACAAACUCUUUAAAGGUUUACAGGAACGCUACCCCUGCCAUUUUGAGUUUAACCCUCACAAAAUGAAAGCUUUGCUUCAGUACCGCAGGUCUCAACAGAUUAUAGAUGAAGUGAAAGUGUACAGUGAGGCUGGGAUGGCUGUUGUGGUUGGGGAACGAUCUCAGAUAGAUGCCAGGUUGAGUGAUAUAGAGAACAGGCCAUCUGUAAGGGAGAAGCAAAUCAGUACUUGUCAACUGGUUGAGGCCAAGCUUCGCCUACUCUGGAAAGACAUUGAGCACUUUUUGCGACAAGAUUUUCCAGGAGUUAAGGUGACAAAAGGAAAUGCAGGACAAUUAUUCCUAGAAGGCUCUGUGGAGGAGAUCCAUAAGGCAAGAGAUUCAGUCUAUGAGAAGGAGAAAUUAGUGUUAGAGAGAUCUGUUUCUGACAUUAGCCCACAUCUUUUGACCUUCCUGAGAAAGUCAUAUGGAGAUCCAGGAGCUCUAGGUGACUUUUUAGGGGUUGGUGACAAGUUGGAAAUAGAGUUAAGGGACACAGAGCUACGCCUCUUCUCUCUCUUCGCUGAUUAUCUUGAUGAAACAGAAAAGGCACUGCAAGGCAAGUUCAUGGAAGUAAAUAUUGAUCUUCCUUACUGCUCUACUGUGCCAUCUGAACUUCAGUUAGAACUUAUAUCGAAGGAGAAUGAGUUAAACCAAGGACGAUGUAGGGCUCAGGUCAUUUUUGGCUCAGGCAGCACAGUGUGCUUACUGGGCCACACCAAAGAGGUUGAAGAACUGAGAGAAGCUGUGACACUCUUUAUUGUAGACCAGUCUAAUGUGCAACACAUAGUUGAUCUGCCUUUCCCAGAGUUAGCAGAAAAGUUACCAGAUUUGCUGCAGCAGCAUGGUUUUGAUUAUUCAGGUGUUACCUUCCACCCUUUAAUGUCUUCCUCUGAGUCCAUGGUGAUGUUGGAAGGACCACCCAGUAAAGUGACAUUUCUGGACUCCCAUCUUCAAGAUACUGAGACAUUAGGGACAGAAAGAUAUUGUGUUGGUCAUUCUCAGUUUGAGGACCUUUAUUGUAAAGAUGCACAGCAUUUGACAUCUUUGAGUUUGAGUGAAGAAAGCACAAUAUUUGCCAGCUACUGUCUUCAUGAUGGGCUCCAGGUGCUGGUGUGUCAGGGUGACAUCACCAAACAGGAUGCUGAUGCCCUGGUGAACGCUGCAAAUGAGGAUCUGGACCACUGUGGAGGGGUUGCUGCUGCACUGAGUAAAGCAGGCGGCCCUGAGGUGCAGAGGGAGAGCAGUGCAAUAGUAAAGCAGGUGGGGAAAAUUCCUACAGGUGAUGUGGUAGUGACGACAGGGGGGAACCUAAACUGCAAGAAACUGCUGCAUGCUGUUGGGCCUGUUGGUGGAAAAUCAGGUGGCAAAGAAAGGGUCUUUCUGGAAAAAACUGUCAAGUGUGCUCUUAAUUUAGCAGAAAUGAUGGAGUUCAAGUCGAUAGCCAUGCCCUGUAUCAGCUCUGGUAUAUUUCGUGUCAAUGUCAGAGUGUGCUCAGAGGCUAUUGUUACAGCUGUUAAAGAGUUUGGUAGUCAGGGAAGGAGAAGUCUGAGCAGAAUCAUCCUGAUAGAUACCAGGGAAGAGGUGGUGUGGGCAAUGCAACAAGCAUGUGACAGACUUCUCCAAGUUAUAAGUUUCCCAAUGGACUUUGCUGCCCAAGACACUGGAAGUGGAACCACUGCCGGAGGUGCUGGAGAGAGUGUCCACGUAGAGGUCGUUCAGGGAACCAUUGAGAGCCAGCAGGUCGAUGCUCUGGUUUCUCCAAUGCAAGGCCACAAUCCUCUCUCUACACGUAUUGGAAAUGCUUUGUUCACAACGGUUGGAGUUCAGCUGGCUUCAAGGUUUAGAGAAGAAGCGGCAGAAGAAACGCUGCCUGGUGAAACAGUCAUGGUGGAGGAUUUGCCUGCACUUCCAUCCAAAGCAGUGAUCUUCCUCAACCUGUUUCCUUGGGGUAAUGACCCAAAUGGGACAGCAGUCGAGGUUCUGAGAAUGGCCAUCAAAGAAACCCUGACUUCUUGUGAAAACAGGGGAUUUGAUUCUGUUGCUUUCCCUGUACUCGGAUCUGGGAUUGCCCUGCGUUUUCCUGAGAGCGUGGUCGCCCAGGUUCUACAGGAGGAAGUUCAUGCUUUUAAACUGAACAGAGCCAGAAAAACACCGUUCCUGGUCCGCAUCGUCAUCCACCCCCAUGACCAAGAGUCUAUCAUGGCCUUCAAGUGCUUCCAGGAGAUUUUGAAACUCUCAGAAGAUGUUCACCAAUCAGACCAAGUGUCAACAAAGAGGAUCGUCCUGCUGGGAAAAACUGGAACAGGGAAAAGCCACCUAGCCAACACCAUACUUGGAGAGCAACUGUUUGAACCAAAUGAUUCUCCCAACUCUGGAACAAAACAAUGUGUAACAGAAACAAGAUCUGUCAAUGGAAGAAGUAUCACUUUGAUUGACACUCCUGGGUUCUUUGAUGUAGAACGGAAAGAGGACGAAGUUAAGGAUGAGAUAAUGAAGUGCAUCACAGAGUGCGCUCCCGGGCCUCAUGCUUUUCUUAUUUUGCUCAAAGUGGAUAAAUUCACAGAGCAGGAGAAAGAUGUCAUCGCAAAAAUACGCCAGUGUUUCACAGAAGAUGCUCUAAAAUUUGCUGUAGUAGUCUUCACUCAUGGUGGCCAGCUCCCUAAAGGGAAGACAAUUAAGGAGUUUGUCAGUCAGAAUGAGGAUCUGAGUCAUCUGGUGAAUGAGUGUGGCGGUCGGUGCCACGUCUUUGAUAAUAAAUACUGGAACAACAAACAACCUGAUGAAUACAGAAGCAACCAGUUUCAGGUGGCAGAGCUACUCAACACCAUAGAGAAGAUGGUAAUGGAAAACAAUGGAGACUGCUACACCAAUGAAAUGUUGCGAGCAGUGGAGGAAGAAAUGCAGCACGAGGAGAAGAGAAUUAGACUCUUAUCAAAAGAAAUGUCAGAUCAAGAGAUCAGAGAGCAGGCUAAAGUUAGCGUUUUUCAGAAGUUUCGGAUCAGACUGGCAGGUAUUGCAACAGGAGUAUUGUUAGGAGCUAUGCUUGGUGUGCCAGCAAUGAUUAUGUUAGUUGUCACGGCUGUGAUGACAAUGCCGACAGCUGCAACAAUAGCAAAGCUUGCAAUGGGAGCAACAGGAGGGGCAUCAGCAGUAACAACUGGAUUAAGCAUAGGUGCAGGAGUUAGUGCAGGAGUUGGUGCCGUAGCAGGAGCAGUAGUAGGAGGUUGUAUAGGAUAUCAUGUAGCUGAUCAAGCAGACUCACCAGGGGAGGCAGCAAAGAACACAGUAAAGGCUUUUAGUGACGUAGGUAAACAAGCACUUCAACAAACACUUCAAAUAGUAAAAAACAACAAAAAGUGAGGAGAAUGCGCCACUUCUCACACAUAGUUGAAAUAAACUGACUGCUAAAGUGUUCUUUUUCACUUUUCUGUUCUAUAUAGUACUUUGAUUCAAACACUUUAC